AUGUUCAAAAAAGUCCGACGGUCUCCGUUCCAGCGCAGCACCUCUUCGGUCCCCCUCCCCGAACUUUCAACAGCACACAAACAACCAACAUCGACGCAAUCACUCGUGAUGCCCACGCUCACCAUCCGACCCGCUCCGCCUCCUCCAGCGCCUUACCCGUGGGUCUGGAAGUGCCAUAGCUGCCACAGUACGUAUCGUCUGGGCACGACGCGCCGGUGUCUCGAGUGCGGGCACGAGAUGUGCUCCUCUGCCAGUGAGACCACCUCGAGGUCGCGCCAGAGCCCCACAAAGGCAGGCCGCCGCGCCAACAAGCGCCGGCGCACCGGCGGGCCGUGCCGCUCCGAGUUUGACUACGCCGGCUGGGCCGCCUGGGGCGACUGGAAACGUGGGCGCCUGACUGCCGAGGCCAAGGAUGCCGCCUUUGUCGACGGUUCUUAUAGCUGCGCAGACUACUGCGACUACCCGUCCGAGUGCCACCAUACCCGCUAUAGGAUCGCGCAGCAGCGGUUCGAGGCCGACGCCAAGGCGGCGCUAGACAGGGCAGAGAAGAAAAAGAGCGGCCUCGGGAGCAUCGUCGUGACCAACACCGUAACCCAGUUCUUCAGCUCCGCCGCGGAAAACACAAGGUCGGCCGUCUCGUCCUCAGUAUCAUGUGAGGAAGACCCGCCUGCCAGCUUGCUUGAAGCCGGUGAGGGCGAUUCGGAUAGUGACAACGGCUCAGACAGUGAUGAUAGCUCAGGUAGCGACGAGGCUGAUGAGAUACUCUCCAAGUUCAUCAUCGAGCCAUGUCACGAGAAGGCUGUCUAUGAUGACGAUGAGUGUGAGGACGAUGCUAGCUCCGGCCUGAUCAUCCUUGGUGCCAUUCCUGAGCAACUAACAAAGGAUGAAACCAAAGAUCCCGCAUGUGAAGAGCUAGUCAUCGAGUUCGACGAUUAUAGAAUGACCCAAAUUAUGGAAGACGAUGAGGACGAAGACGAAGACGAGGAUGAGGAUUCUCUGAAAUUACAACAACAGCGCCGCAGCUUCUCAAAGGUUGCGCAGCUGACGGGCCUCGAAUCCUUCCUCCCGCUCAACAAUGCCUCAUCGACUUCACUCCCAUCAAAUAUGCACUCGUGCUCAUCCGAGAUAGUCAGUACUCGUGCUCUCUCCUACCCCCUUCCCCCUCUGCGGCCUGAAGGUUCUGACCAUAUCUCAGAUCGGUCCUUGUCGGCCUCGCCGCCCUUCCCUGUUGAGUCUCCUGUUGGAAUGAUGGAGGAUUCUGUGACUGCGUGGUGGGUAGAAUUCGGCCGGCAAUAG
Pyricularia grisea is the source of this 1296-nucleotide messenger RNA. RefSeq lists its product as uncharacterized. Bases 1 to 1296 code for a protein of 431 amino acids. The record is from RefSeq and is a predicted model, not a curated record. The transcript has a single exon. Lineage: Eukaryota; Fungi; Ascomycota; Sordariomycetes; Magnaporthales; Pyriculariaceae.